AUGACUUUAAAUUUAAAUAACCCACGACCAGGGACACAGAAACUAGUUUUCUCCUGCGAACUCUCAUUUAGCGGUAUCUGCCAAAACGACGAGCUUAAAUCAAUGGACGACAAGUACUUCGCCUCCUUCAAACUAUCCAGGGUUUGCGGAAUUAAUAGACUUAUUUUUGUAGUGCUAGACGUAGUUUCAGCAAAAGUUCACGAACCAUCUCCAUGGCUUAUGAUGUACGCUGACGACAUUGCACUGACAGAUGAGGACAAACAGAAACUGGAGCAUAAAGUGAACCAAUGGAAGGGUGCGCUAGAGAACGGCGGUCUGAAACUAAAUGUUGCGAAGACCGAGUACAUGGCAUGUGGCGGCACGGACCCCGACCCCAUAAAGGUAGGAGACGAUUAUGUCGUGAAAACGAAUAAAUUCAAAUACCUUGGGUCCGUGCUGCACGAAUCGGGUGAAAUCGAUCACGACGUCCAAGCCCGAAUUAGCGCUGCUUGGGCAAAAUGGCGAGAAGUAACCGGUGUCCUCUGCGACCCCAGGAUACCGGUGAAGCUAAAGGGCCUUGUGUACAAGAGCAUCAUCCGACCAGUCCUACUAUAUGGUAGCGAGACCUGGCCUGUCCUCGGAAGGCAUGUCCAGCAGCUUCACGUCACGGAGAUGAAGAUGUUGCGAUGGAUGUGUGGCGUUACGCGACUAGAUCGCAUACGUAACGAACACAUCCGUGGCAGCCUCGGAAUCCGUGAUAUAGCGGAUAAGCUGCAGGAAAGUCGCCUCCGAUGGUAUGGCCAUAUACGCCGCAGACCGGUAGACUACGUCGGAAAUAGAUGCCUCAAUCUCACUGUCCAAGGCCCUAGAUCACGCGGUAGGCCUAAGAAACGCUGGCUGGACGUCGUGACAGCGGACAUGGGGGAGAACAAUCUCACACCCGAGGAUGCCGAAGACCGGGCAAAGUGGAGGAGACUGAGCAGGAAAGCGGAC
This is a messenger RNA of Cydia splendana, 972 nucleotides long. RefSeq lists its product as uncharacterized. NCBI's taxonomy places the organism in Eukaryota, Metazoa, Arthropoda, Insecta, Lepidoptera, Tortricidae. The annotation marks the transcript as partial. The transcript has 2 exons. The record is from RefSeq and is a predicted model, not a curated record.